This is a messenger RNA of Penicillium hordei, 861 nucleotides long. RefSeq lists its product as uncharacterized. The coding region runs from base 1 to 861 and encodes 286 amino acids. The record is from RefSeq and is a predicted model, not a curated record. The transcript has a single exon. Lineage: Eukaryota; Fungi; Ascomycota; Eurotiomycetes; Eurotiales; Aspergillaceae.
AUGGAGGAUGAAGGGCUUGACAGGCCAUUCAGAUUUAUCGUCACUGGCCAAUAUCUUGCUAUUCACCAUCAUGACAGCAACUUCGAGAUAUGCAGAGAUUACCAUGCCCGUGGUGCUUUGUUUUACCUUUCCGAUGAUGGGGAGACGAUAAUUCAUAAUCACACAUACGUCGGCGCUCUCGCCGACCAUUCCGACUAUGAUGGAGACGUAUUUUACAUCCGCAAUGGGUCGCAGUACCUAACUCAAGAUGGGCAGUGGGUGGACCACGUUAAUGAUGCCGUCAAAGUCCAAAUCGACCCAGUGGGAGACUACGGCGAUGCCGGACCUCCCGUUCCCCCGUCAAUUCUAAACCCUGUCAUUGACACGAGCAAUCCUAUCUCCGCUGACGGAGUUGAUCUCUACCACCCCGAUAAAUGGUUUUCCUUAUAUCCUAUCAACGGCGACAGUAUCUGGACAGGCGAUGCUGGGGAAUUCAAAGGCAAGCUAUAUUUCGGUGGCAACUCAUACAGUGAUGGGAUGUGUUUUCAGCUUUCCAAACAUGAUGGGAAGACACAGAUCCGCUCCUAUGACGGUAAAUAUCUGGUCGUUAUGAUGGAACCUGACGUUGCUGCGUAUCUGAACGAAGGCUGUAAGCAACAUACCCGGUUUGAUCGAUGUUCCCGUUGCAUGCUCCAUUACACCAUUGGAUAUAGUUCCGAGCCACACGAGGGUUUUGUUUUGGUUCCGAAGGGUCUGCCCAGCAUGUUUGCCUUGAGUGAUGGCAUUUUCUACUAUAAAGUCAAUGUUCUUAAAGGCAGUUAUGCAGAGGUAGAGCGCGUUGAAGACAUCGACGAUGCCUCACCUUUCCAGUUUGUCGCUUGA